This is a messenger RNA of Rhododendron vialii, 542 nucleotides long. Its product is annotated as probable histone H2A.5. The record is from RefSeq and is a predicted model, not a curated record. The transcript has 2 exons. Gene Ontology annotation, cellular component: nucleosome. The coding region runs from base 53 to 505 and encodes 150 amino acids. Lineage: Eukaryota; Viridiplantae; Streptophyta; Magnoliopsida; Ericales; Ericaceae. Gene Ontology annotation, molecular function: DNA binding; structural constituent of chromatin; protein heterodimerization activity.
AGCACGUCACACUCGCCACAGAGAGAGAGAGAGAGAGAGAGAGAGAGAGAGGAUGGUGGAUGCAGUAGUUUCGGAGACGUUGAAGGCGGCGGGCGGAGGAGGAAGGACAGGCGGCGGAGGAGAGAGGAAGAAGAAGAAGGUGUCAAAGUCGGUGAAGGCUUGCCUUCAAUUCCCCGUGGCUCGGAUCGCUCGGUAUCUCAAGAAAGGACGGUAUGCCAAGCGCAUUGGCGUCGGUGCUCCGAUCUAUCUCGCCGCCGUUCUCGAGUACCUGGCCGCAGAGGUGUUGGAGUUGUCGGGGAACGCAGCGCGGGACAACAAGAAGAACAGGAUAAACCCUAGGCAUCUGUUGUUGGCGGUGAGGAACGAUGAUGAAUUGGCUGAACUGCUCCAAGGGGUGACCAUUGCGAGUGGUGGUGUACUCCCCAAUAUAAACCCGGUUCUUUUGCCUAAGAAAUCUUCAACCGCUGCUACUGACUCGGACAAGGCCUCUCGGCCAAAGAAUUAGUACCAGUCUUUUUUUUUUUCUUUUUUUUUUUUUUUGG